Cuscuta campestris is the source of this 4443-nucleotide messenger RNA. The record is from the annotation of a GenBank genome assembly. NCBI's taxonomy places the organism in Eukaryota, Viridiplantae, Streptophyta, Magnoliopsida, Solanales, Convolvulaceae.
CGUUCUUGGUCCGCCAUCUGAUCGGGUUAAUCCCAUCAUUGGUGCUCUCAUUGAGAGAAAACUGUGAGAUAAGGCUGUGAGAUUAUGGCCGGACGAAGGACGAGACGUAACACUGCUGCUUCCGCCCAGUCGACGGUGAGGAGUGACAACCCUGAACAGGGUCCAUCCGGUACCCGGGACAUCCCUGUCGGGCAACCCCGCCAGGUCCUGCGUACUGCGAGUUCGCUUAUCCUCCAGGAGCUUCAUGAUCCGGAGGAGGUUGAGAGGGAGAGACAGGCCAUUGCCAGACGCUGGGCGGAGGAAUUGGCCCGAAAUAGUAAGGUGAAUGAAGACCGGGCCAAGGAUGCAAGCCGGAUCGUCGGCAAUAGAAACGAGAACCCGCGGGGAUCUGUCUUUGAAAGGAUAUCUCGCCAGAAGGCUCACGUUAGUGAGAGGCUGGGGAAGAAUCCGGACAAGGCACCCCAGGGUUGGAUACGACCCCAGGCUAGUCAAGUGACAUCUUCUAACCGCGAACCCCGGCAGCGAAACGGCCGUGGCGGGAGCCAAGCGCCGGUUCGGACAUUGGUGGAUUUGGAGGAGGAGGAAGUUCAAAGCCAAGCCAGGAUCCCAGCGCCACGGCGUCUGGGGCCGCUGGUACCGGAAACUGGUGAAUUCCAAGAUCUGAGGCAGCAGAUCCAGGAGAUGCAGAGGAAGAUAAACAAGGGUCGAGUAUUCAGUACCCGGACAAAUACUCCCUUGGCCCCGGAGAUCUUUGCGGAACCAUAUCCGCAGGGAUUAAAAAUGCCGUUCGUUAAGCGUUAUGAUGGGGAGUCAGAUCCCCAGGAACACAUAAACAGCUAUGUCCAGGUGAUGAUUGCCGUAGACGCCAGUGACGCACUCAUGUGCCGGUGCUUCUUGCAGACGGUUGACAGCAAGGUUGCGGAUUGGGUCAACCAUAUUCCUGCCAGGUCGAUCCGGACAUGGGAUGAAUUGGGAUUGCGGUUCCUAGAGCAUUUUGCCGGGAACUGCCGUCCCAAGAAGCAUUUCACUCACUUGGCUUCAGUGCGACAGAAGCACGGAGAGUCCUUGAAGAAUUUCCUUAUUCGAUGGAGGAAAGAGUCCAGGGAGGUUGAAGGAACCGACGACAAAUCCAGGUUGGCCAUGUUCACGGCGGCAUUACAGGAUGGACUCCUUCAUACCGAUCUUACAACUCAUCCCCCGGAUACCUUUGAAGAAGCAAUGGUCCGGGCCGGGAGGUAUGUGACCCUAGAGGAGAGAAAGGAGGAGAAGAAAGAGAAGACUCCUAAAGAAAAAGAGAAGACGGGAAAUAAGAGGCCGUUCAAAAACAAGAAGCAAGGCUUCCCGGAUGGCCCAAAGGGCACAAGUCCUGGGACCUCGGAGAAGCACAAAUCUGCCAAUCCAGUCUUCACAUUACCGGUGGCUAAGGUCAUGGCCCACGCUGCACAGCAGGGACUCAUGACUUAUCCAACCUAUUCUCAAAAGGUCUGCAAUGUGAAGGACACUGGAAAAUGGUGUGCUUACCAUCGCAAGAAUGAUCACAAUACGGAAGAUUGCUAUACUCUGAAGAAUGAGAUGGCAAGGCUAAUCCGCCGGGGUCAUCUGAAGAAGUUCGUACAAGAUGGGGAUGCGGGAAAUCCCGGGAACGCUCAGAAUGGAAAGCGCAGAGAUAUGGCCCAGACUGAGGCCCGGGAGAAGGGCCACAUUGGGCUCGAAGAUGAAGAAGAGGAUUCGGAACCCGCACCGCAUCGCCAGAAGAGACACCACGGGUGUAACUUCAUCAUUGGAGGGAAUACUGGCGGAGACUCAGCCACAAGCCGGAAAAAAUGGGCAAACGCGGCGACGGUCAACAAGGUGCUGGUCCCAGAAGGUAAGAAAUUGAAAACCGAGCCAAUUGUAUUUUCUAAUGCUGAUUUGACAGAGACAGGGGUCCCCCAUAGGGAUGCCCUGGUGAUUACUAUUGAUAUAAUGGACUUGCUGAUCCAUAAAACCUUUGUGGAUACGGGAAGUUCCAUUAAUAUCAUGUAUAUGGACACGUACAAGGCUCUUGGUUUGACAAGGGUUGAAUUAUCACCCAUCAAAACUCCACUGACCGGGUUCACUGGUGACUCUAUUGAACCGGAGGGGGUAAUAACUCUCCCAGUCGAGAUAGGGGAUACAAAGGCCACCCGGAAGUUGGACAUGGAGUUUGUGGUGGUGGGGAUAAUCUCCAACACAAACAUCAUCCUGGGCAGACCCGGAUUGGAAGAUUUAGAGUGUGUCAUCUCACCUCGUCACCUGUGCAUAAAGUUCCCAACCCCCCACGGAGUUGGAAUCGCCAGGGGAUCUCAGAGAGUGUCCCGGGCAUGCUAUUUGAAGGCAACCAAACAGCCAGUCAAGUACGAUACCCAAGUGGGAGAGGUGACUGCACAGCUCCUGAGGGCUGAGGAAAAACGUCCCAGGGUGGAAGUUGCUGGCGACAUUGAAGAAGUGGAACUAGAGCCAGGCACGCCGGGAAGGUUAGUCAGGAUUGGCAAGGGCAUGGGGGCUGAACUCAUAUCACGGGUGAUUUCAGUCCUUAGAAGAUUCAGGAGGGUCUUUGCAUGGAGUCCAGCUGAUAUGCCGGGGCUGGAUCACAAGAUUGCAGUCCAUCGCCUAAAUGUCCUGCGGGAUGCUAAACCAGUGAAGCAGAAGCGGAGGCAUUUGUCGCAGGAAAGAAGAGAUUUCGUGAAGAGGGAGGUAGCAACCUUGCAGAGCAUUGACUGUGCCAUAAGUACUGUGAUCGUGAGGGAAGAGAAUGGGGCCCAACAUCCGGUCUACUACGUCAGCAAGACCCUGAGAGAUGCGGAGUUAAGGUAUUCCCGUUCAGAGAAGGCCAUGUUAGCGAUCUUCUGGACAACGAAGAGGUUAACCCCGUACUUUCAGGCUCACCGGAUUGUUGUGCUCACGAAUGAGCCUUUGGCGUCACUUACCCGAAGCCCGGCGGCGUCUGCCUGGAUGACCAAGUGGGCAGUCUUCAUCAGUCAAUAUAACGUGGAGUUCAAACCGCGUCCGUCAAUCAAGGGGCAAGCACUCACCGACUUUCAAGUUGAGUGCACCGCUAGGGAAAUGACAAGAGCCCAGGUUGAAACCCGGGUGGAAAAUGACUGGUGGGUAAUGAGCAUCAAUGGAUCUUCUGGGGCUCGAUCUUGCGGAGCAGGUAUCGUCUUGAUCACCCCAGAAAAUUUCCGGAUUUAUUACGCUAUCAGAUUUCAGUUCCGCGUAUCCAAUAAUGAAGCUGAAUAUGAGGCCCUGAUCAACGGAUUGAAGAUUCUUAGUAAAUUGGGAGUAUCCAGGGUUCAGGUUUACAGCGACUCCCGAUUGGUGGUGGGGCAAAUCACUGGGGAGUUUGAAGCUAAGGAAGAGAGGAUGAAAAGUUAUCGAGACUCGUCCUUAGAAAUGUUGGGGAAGUUUGAGUUUAAGCUUGAACAUAUACCCCGGGCCCAGAACGCGGAGGCUGAUGUUCUAUCCAAGCUCAGCGCAGAGUCACCAGAAUACAUAAGCAAAUUAGCAACCGUCGAGGAGCUGGCAACCCCGAGUCUUAACAAAAAUGAGGUGAUCUGGGUAUCAGGUGAUCCCCCGGAGUGGCUGGACAGGUUGGCCAAAUACAUUGAGGACGGUGAAGCCACGGAGGAUCCCCGAGAAGCACGUCUGUUGCGAAUGAGGGCACCUACCUACAAGGUGCAGGAUGGAGUCCUCUAUAAGCGAUCUUAUAACGGUGUUUUACUCCGCUGCCUCCGGGUGGCAGAGGCAAAGGCACUGAUGGAAGAAAUACAUGAGGGAGUAUGUGCUGCACAUCAGUGUCCAUACUCUAUCUCUAGAAGGGCGAUUAUCCAGGGAUAUUUCUGGCCAACGAUGAGGAAGGAUUGCGAAGAGUACGUACGCAAGUGCCCAACCUGCCAACAAUUCCAGAAUAUGCCCGGGAGGCCAGCCACGAAUUACACGCCCAUCAGCUCUGUGAUUCCCUUCUCAAGAUGGGGGAUUGAUAUUGUGGGAGCCCUGCCGAGAGGAGCUGGGCAGGCAAGAUGGAUUGUGGUGGGGAUAGACUAUUUCACCAAGUGGGUGGAAGCUGGGCCUCUUGCUGGGAUAACUGGAAGGCAGAUGAUCGACUUCGUCGGAACGAAUAUACUCUGCAGGUUUGGAGUCCCGAAGCAGAUCAUAUCCGACAAUGGAACCCAGUUUGAGGAAGCGGAGUUCCAAGACUUCCUCAAAACCUGGGGAAUUCAGCAUACAAAAGUGUCUGUUGCCUACCCUCAGGCUAAUGGACAAGUGGAGAACGUCAACAGGACAAUCAUAGACGGAAUAAAGAAGAAGUUGCUUUCAGAGGGGAGCAAAUGAGUGGAUGAACUACCCAGAAUCCUGUGGACAUAUAGGACGACUCCAAGAAGAGCUACGGGUGACACUCCUUUCGGCUUAGCUUAUGGUUUU